AUGGCCGGGGAGCAGGACUUGUUAGACGCUGUGGUGAUGGCAGAUGAGAGGUUUCAUGGGGAAGGGUACCGGGAAGGCUAUGAAGAAGGAAGCAGUCUGGGUAUGAUUGAAGGGAGACAGCACGGCACGCUCCAUGGAGCUAAAGUCGGAUCUGAAAUCGGGUGCUACCGAGGCUUCGCGUUGGCUUGGAGAGGCCUCCUGCAUGGUCGCGCCACUGAGAGAGACAGCAAAAAGAUGAAGGUCUUAGAGGCAUUGAUUGGGAUGAUUCAGAAGUUUCCUUACGACGACCCUACUUACGACAGACUUCAUGAAGACUUAGACAGAAUUAGAGGGAAGUUUAAGCAGUUUUGUUCAUUACUGAACGUUCAGCCCGACUUUAAAAUCAGCACGGAAGGUUCUGGACUUUCAUUCUGA
Molecule: messenger RNA, 414 nt
Organism: Rangifer tarandus platyrhynchus (Svalbard reindeer)
Lineage: Eukaryota; Metazoa; Chordata; Mammalia; Artiodactyla; Cervidae
Source: the annotation of a GenBank genome assembly